AUUGACGUGGUACAGGCGUGCGCGUUAUUGGCUCGGACUGAAGAGAAUGAGAGCGCUCCUCCACCUGCGCGCACACGUGUGGGCGUGACAGGCAAUCCGUGCACGAGUGUGCCAGUUUUGAGUCCUUUUCCCGCGCCCGCGUGGGACUCCACUGGACUUGGACUUCAACCUUCGCCACAUAGUUCGGAUAUCGGAACCAUUUUUGCCUUCACUUAAGAAGAAGGCAACACGCGUGCUGCAGCACUUCCUCCCGUGGAUUGUGACGUGCUGACGUGGUGUUGCUCAAUGGCACUAAAGUAGACUUUUCUAGACAUAUCUAUAUCUGUGGGAUCCAAAUGAAUUGGCUUCUGGGACGGCAGAAGAAAAACGAAGAAGAAGUGGUCAGCAGCUGUCCGUGUAUGGGCUUGUCGCCCCACGCCACCAUGUUGAGCUGCGUGGGCUGCUUCUGGGUGCUUCUCUCAUCAGUCCUGGUCGCCGUCUGCAGUUUCAGUUUCAUUUCUCCUGCCUGGAUUGUGAAGGAGCAGCUGAGGAACAACAACAACCACCAUCAUCCUCCUCUUCAUCAUCACUCCAACAAGGACUCCGUGAGCCUGGGCUUGCUGUGGCACUGCUCCGAGUCCGUGGACCACAUGUACCGCUGUUACACCUUCGGAGGGCUGGGCAAAUUUGCAGAGAUCCCAUCCAGUUCUUGGCAGACCAGUGCGGUGCUGUGCUCGGGAGGGUGCGCUCUGCUCGCUGUCAGUUCCCUGUUGGCCAUCAUCACCAUCUUCCUGCCCGGCGGAGGAUGUGAGAGGAGGAUCUGCACCCUGGCUGGAUACAUGCAGAUGGCUGCAGUGUUUAUUAUGGCCGCAGGACUGCUGGUGUACCCCUUUGGGCUCAACUCUUCACUCGUCAGAUCUUUUUGUGGAAACUCUGACAUCUACAAUGCCGGCGAGUGCCAAAUCGGAUGGGGAUAUAUGUUGGCCAUUGUUGGAGUUAUGCUUACUGUCUUUUUGCCCUUUUUUGCCAAAUAUGCACCAAAGGAGCAGCUAUCUCCCACCCCUUUGCCCACCAUUUUAUAGUCUAUUACCGUCCUCUGAACUGGUUUUAAUUGAUAGAACCUUGGAUUUUUCAAAUAUGAUGCUGUCUCGGAAUCAUGUGAUCAUCGUCUUUCUACAGUACUGUACGUCAUUUAGGUGAAAAGACCUCAGUCAGGUUUAAUCUAAACUGAUAAACUAAUAAUUUUCCUGGAGGUGCUGUUGAAAAAGGAAAAGUAUUUUUGAAGUGAUACAAUUCUCGACAUUUACCGUAUUUCACUUCUCUGCUAAACAAUUCCAAGAAUGGAAAUUGUGUGAUCAAAGACGCUGCAGAUGUUUUUUUUACUGAAUCAUUCCAUUAUUCAGCAUAGAUGUGCCGAGUAACAUCAGACAUUUAUUGACAGUUUUUGUUUUAAACUGGGAGACAUUGACCUGACGCGGUCCAACUGUAAAUAUGAAAGUUGAAGCUGAAAAGUUUCUACAAAUGACUUAAAAGAAUUCAUGAGGAGCGUUUGAAAGAGUCCACUAUUUGUUGGGUUUUGGUGUGUCUUCUUUAAAUGAUCAUAAUUAACACAGUAAGUGGUGAGUGGUAGGCCUCGUGUCCAAAAUGUCAACUUUUCCUCUUUGAAUUAUUUGUGUGUACAUUGCUUGUUAAGUGUAAGUAUUUUUCUCUUGUAUACAGCAAAUAAUACAUCAGGACAAACAUGACUCCAGAAGGCAGGGAGAUAUUGUUGGGAUUCUGUCCAAUUGCAUGAGAAAUUUGUAAAUGGGGAACAACAGCUCUAUAUUUAAAUGUGAUGUGACCAACCUGUGCCUUUAAAUAUAACAAAGAUGGGUGUUACAUACAAUUAUCAGGUUGCUGUUCCAGCUAUUUUCUCAUUCUAAAGUGAGUCCAAUUUUCUGAGGAUUUUUUCCUUCCAUUUUUUCCAUACCUUAUGCAGUAUGAUCUUAUUAACAUGGGAAAAUGAUUAUAGAAAAAACACUUUUUAAUCCUGUUUCAUAAUUACUUGGAACCACAAGAAGCAAGCAAACUACUAAUUACAGCGUGACACUUUCCAGUUAAUCUAAGCCUUCUGGCACCUUUGUUCUAUUUGAUUAACAAUCCAAGUGGUGGACAAAUUAUUAAAUUUAAAAAUCUUAUCUGUGCUGACACAUUAUACUUAUGUAAAAAAGGGGUCAAAUAAGGCAUUAUCUUCAGCACCCCACUUGUCUUUGUCAAAUUGCUGCUAUGUCCCAGAAGACAAUGCUACUUUACUGUCCUUGCACACUGCCAGUGUAACUCAGUCCCUGCUUUUUUUCUGUUUCGUCCAGGACUCAAACCUGGGUCGCCGGCAUUAGAGACGGGCGUGCUAGCUUCUGAGAUAAAAGCCCAAGCUAUAAGCCCAAGCUAUAAGCCCGUUAGCCAGUACUGCUUUUGACGUUGUCAGCGUGAAGUUUACUAACGUACAUAUGGCCCAGCCACACUUGCAGACCUCUUUUACACUAGUUCAUCAAUGUAAACAUUGUUUUAAUGUGUUCAUAUUUUUUUAAAUUGCUUUAACUUCUAACAUUUGUGAUCCUGUACCUAUACAGACCCUCUAAAAAAUGAUGUGCAGCCUUGCAGCUUAAUCCAACUUUCACACACAUUUUGGCCAAUCAUCAUUUCCACCAAUCAAAUUUAUGACUGAGCAGCACUCAGAAGCGCACGUCAUCAAUUCCAUCCUUGCAACAGCUUGCAUUGCCCACCCAUGUCCUCCCUUCCUUAUUUAUAUUGACCUCAAUGACAAAAUAUAGAGGUUACUAUCAUAUGUUCAUCUUAUUGUGGGCUUUAUAUAGUCACUAGUGUGGACUGUAAAACCAGUCAUGAAAUGUCCUGCUACAGAACCUAAAUUGAUAUUUCUCAAGCAAUUCGGACAUUGCUUGAAUUUAAGCUUUCUAUUCACAAAGCUUAAAUUCAAGUCAGUGUCAUUAAUAUAGUGCUUAAGCAUCAUUAAUAUAGUGCUUAAAUCAUCUUGUAUUAUUGUUUAUCUCAGUGCAUUUUCAUAUAGAGCAGGUCUACACAUAUUCUUCAUGAUGUUAAAUCUAAUAAUGUUCUCUCAAUGAACAACCUUACCAGUUUACUCAGGCCAAUCUGGAAUUGACCAGAUCUCUACUGAUUGGUCACUGCGGGCCUGGUCACACAUGACGCACACACAUUAAUUAUGCUUCAAAAAAUGGUGAUGUUAAUGAAAAUUAGCCUUUACUUGUUAUUACCACGUUCACUUUGACGGUCCUAUGCCAAAUAAAUAUACAUAACUUAAUUAGUGUCUCACAACUACCAAUAACACUUUAAAACAUUGAUUAUGAACUUGUAUAAAUCACAAACUGAUGCAAUGUUAUUAUCAGCCAGAAAAAAUUGCAACUUUUGGCACACAUUUGUGCAAAAGCUGCUGCAAAAUCAGGCAUUAGGGCAUAGCCAUCCAAAAAAAAUAAAUCCUGGGGAGUCUAGUCUGCCUGCAAUGCCAUACCAAGAAAUGAUUACCAAAUGGGGUUGCCAUAUUCAAAAAAGGUUUGGGAAAGAAACACUUGUACCUCAUACUGUGUGACUGGUGUUAUCCCUUUCUUGUCGAAACCACUGUAAUUGAAGUCACAGCACUGGUGUUUUGAUAGAUUAGACUUAUUGUUAGUGUUUUUGCUCAUUGUGAUGUUUGGCUGUAAAUAAAAUGACUGUACUUGAUGUCAUGUCAGUCGUACCUGCCUGUGUUUGAAAGCUGUAUUUUGAAAGAUGACCUCAUCGUGGUUGCUUUAUCACAAAUAAACUCUAAACAUUC
Molecule: messenger RNA, 3805 nt
Organism: Nerophis ophidion (straightnose pipefish)
Lineage: Eukaryota; Metazoa; Chordata; Actinopteri; Syngnathiformes; Syngnathidae
Product: LHFPL tetraspan subfamily member 7 protein
Exons: 3
Coding region: 336-1061 (241 amino acids)
Cellular component (GO): membrane
Source: RefSeq, a predicted model, not a curated record